GGAAGGGAGGCGUCCCAUAUCAGCCGGUCUCCUGUCAGAAAGUUUGUCCCGCGCCGCGGCUCUACUUCCUGCGGGGCCGCUGAUGAACAGCCGCGGUCAGCCGUGAUUCCGCGCACAGGCGCCCGCUGUGACCGAAAGAGGGGGAGGAGGUGAAAGUUCACCAUGGCUUGACCGUAUCAGAUGACAAUGUGGAAAAGUUUGGCUGCCUCCUCAGAUUAAAUUUCUCAAACUCGGAGAAUGACAAGCGCACGGAAACACAAUGAAGUAGACGGAGAAAAUGAAGCGCUGCCUUUCGAUUAUUACGACGACGAUGACGACUUCGAUGCGUUCACUGACGGGGACGGAGACUGCAACUGCGAUGGAGGAGUUCUGGGCUUCAGUGACCCGUUCAGCAGUGAGGUGAAACCGCGGAUCCUGCUCAUGGGCCUGAGGCGCAGCGGCAAAUCUUCCAUUCAGAAAGUUGUUUUCCACAAGAUGUCACCCAAUGAGACUCUGUUCCUGGAGAGCACCAAUAAGAUUUGCCGAGAGGACGUUUCCAACAGUUCCUUUGUCAGCUUCCAGAUCUGGGACUUUCCUGGUCAGAUUGAUUUCUUCGACCCUACAUUCGACUACGAGAUGAUAUUUCGUGGCACAGGGGCUCUCAUCUUUGUCAUAGAUUCUCAGGAUGAUUAUGUGGAGGCGCUGAGUAGGCUUCACCUCACUGUGACCAGAGCCUACAAGGUCAAUCCGGACAUCAACUUUGAGGUGUUCAUUCACAAGGUGGACGGCCUGUCAGAUGACCACAAGAUUGAGAAGCAGAGGGACAUUCACAAAAGAGCCAACGAUGAUCUAGCCGAUGCUGGUUUAGAAAGAAUACACUUGAGCUUCUACUUGACGAGCAUCUAUGAUCAUUCAAUCUUUGAGGCCUUCAGUAAAGUUGUGCAGAAGCUCAUCCCACAACUUCCCACCCUUGAGAAUCUGCUCAACAUUUUCAUAUCUAACUCAGGGAUUGAAAAGGCUUUUCUCUUUGAUGUGGUCAGUAAGAUUUACAUAGCCACUGACAGCAGCCCGGUGGACAUGCAGACCUAUGAGUUGUGCUGCGAUAUGAUCGACGUGGUUAUCGACAUCUCGUGCAUCUAUGGGUUGUCUGGAGAUGGAGGAGGAACUCCAUAUGAUAAAGAAUCAAUGGCCAUAAUUCAUUUAAACAACACAACGGUCAUGUACCUAAAAGAGGUCACCAAAUUCCUGGCCUUAGUGUGUUUCCUCAGGGAAGAGAGUUUUGAGAAGAAAGGGCUUAUCGACUACAAUUUUCACUGUUUCAAGAAAGCCAUAGAGGAGGUGUUUGAUGUGCGAUUGAAAGUGCAGAGGAGCCGGAAGCUUCUGAGCCAGAGGAGGUGGAGCAGGCAGACCGUGCCAAACGGGACUCAGGUGCUUCCCCAUUGAAGAGCAUUGAACACCGUCCAGCCCGAGAUUCCAGAGGCGAAGAUUCAGUCAGACUUGCUUGUUUUCACUUACGGCUCUUCGGCGAUCCAGAAUGACUAUACAGACUGCGUUAUGCGUUAAAAAUCUUCCGCUGCUUACUUACAGUAGCUGUUUAUAUUUUGGAUUUUUUGUGAAAUACUUUUUUUAUUUCUAAGAUUUUUUACUAAAAAUUAUUUAAUUAGUUGUGAUAUCGUUUCCCACGAAAUGCAUGUACAGUAGGGCACAAUUACUCAUUGUAUACAUUGCAAAACAUUAAUUCUCUUAAAACAAAAAAGUAUUUUUUUAUUUCUCAAAAUUACAAAUGUAUUUCUUUCCUUUUCUUAUUAGUAUUAUAGAUGGCUCUUCAAUUUGAUAUAACUUUCACCAAUUUUACAGUAUCAGGACAACAUACUACUCUUCUGCAUACCAAAAUGAGUAUAAAAAAAACAUUGCAUCUCCUUUUUAAUAAUCUUAACUGUUAAAAAAUGUAACUAGCUAUUUGAGUAAUUUGGAUCACUUUAAAAACGGAAUUCGGAAAUUUUA
Danio aesculapii is the source of this 1983-nucleotide messenger RNA. It is a transcript of the gene rragd, whose product is annotated as ras-related GTP binding D. Gene Ontology annotation, molecular function: GTP binding; GTPase activity. Bases 238 to 1422 code for a protein of 394 amino acids. Gene Ontology annotation, biological process: cellular response to starvation; cellular response to amino acid stimulus; regulation of autophagy. The record is from RefSeq and is a predicted model, not a curated record. NCBI's taxonomy places the organism in Eukaryota, Metazoa, Chordata, Actinopteri, Cypriniformes, Danionidae. The transcript has 7 exons. Gene Ontology annotation, cellular component: Gtr1-Gtr2 GTPase complex; lysosome; nucleus.